Messenger RNA from Trichoderma harzianum CBS 226.95, 2700 nucleotides. RefSeq lists its product as hypothetical. Bases 1 to 2700 code for a protein of 899 amino acids. The transcript is spliced from 2 exons. Lineage: Eukaryota; Fungi; Ascomycota; Sordariomycetes; Hypocreales; Hypocreaceae. Gene Ontology annotation, cellular component: intracellular membrane-bounded organelle; cytoplasm; vesicle. Gene Ontology annotation, biological process: clathrin-dependent endocytosis; clathrin coat disassembly. Gene Ontology annotation, molecular function: clathrin binding. The record is from RefSeq and is a predicted model, not a curated record.
AUGGAUGACCUUUCAGGGCUCGAUUGGUCUGCGGACGCAUCGGCCAACAAGCCGAAACCGAUGGCUGUCAACCCUUCAUAUCCCCCGUUUCGAUCGUCGCCGUCUCCCUUUGGCACGGGACAGAGCACGCCUUUGUCCGCUCAGAAGUCAAGCAGCCCAGCGCCCAAGGCGGCUCCUGCAAAAGCUGCGCAAGAUAGCUUCAGCAACCUGAGCUUUGGUCUGCCAAAGGCUACUCAAAACCUGUCACUGGCUGAGAGACAGGCGCAGCUUGAAAUCGAGAAGCGGAAGAAAGAAGAAGAGAGACGGAAGCUGGCAGAGGCGCAGUUCGGAAAUGGUCAGCAAUGGGACUCCCUAGGGUCUCGAGGCUUCACGCCCAGCCCGGCACCCAAACAACAGCCUGCACCCGUCAAGAGCGCAGCAAAUGACGAUGACGAUCUAUUCGCGGCGUUCAACAGAGACACCAAGGUUGACAAUGCUAGCCAUUACCCCCCACCUCCGCCAGACAGAAGCAAGCUUGACUUGGCCGACCCCUCAGCAUGGGGAUCAACGACGGCGGCCUCCAGCAGCGGCGGCGCUGCUUUCGAGCCAGAGGAUGAUGAUCCUUUUGGAUUGCACGAGGUGAAGCCUGCUGCCUCAACUGGAGGUGGCCGGGGCGCCGCCACCAGCGCAGACGACUUUGAUUUCUUGGGAGAUCUCGGACGACCAGUGGACGAGGUUCGAAAGGAGCAACAGGCCAAACAAGAAGCCAUACGAAGCGAACCAGGAAAGCCGAUUGAAGAUGACUCGAGCUCCUCCGACGAUGACGAACCUAUAGAGCGAAACGUUGAGCGGGUGCCUAGGGUGAACAAAGACCCCUUCGACAAAGCUGUUGCGCAACUUGUCGAUUAUGGAUUUACACCCGAGCAGGCCAGGAGGGGGCUUGUGGAGAGCGGAACGGGUUUCAAUGCGCAGGCAGCUGCCAACUGGCUCCUGGACGAGGCUCAUAGGAAGUCCAAGGAGGCAUCGCAAGGUCGGAGUUCCCAGGGUAGAAGUUCUGCCGCCACAGGAAGCCAAAAUCAGCGUAGCGACAGCCGGUCUCCUGCCAGAGGAGAGACCGAUUUUGCAAAGACAGCUGCUGCCAUGGGAAACACCCUGUUCAAGUCUGCCAACACCCUGUGGAAGACGGGACAGAAGAAGGUGCAGCAGGCAGUUGCAGAACUCCAGCAAGACGUAGGAUCAGACCCAACCCAGCCAAAAUGGAUGCGAGAUGCUCAGCAGGCGCGGGGUCAGCCGAGGCCUCAAAGAGCUGAUGCCGAUGUCACAGACGAGGCCCUUAUGCUCGAGUCGGGCGGUAGGCCGCAGCAAGCCAGGAGCAGCAGCAGCAGCCGCCAUGCCGUAGACCCAAGAGCUGGUCCCCCAGGCCCCCAGAUUUCGCGAACAUCAUCACCCGCCCUGUCCUCAGGAACACAAAGUCGGAAUAGUCCUGCCCCACGAUGGCAGCAGCAGACUGCGCCGCCGCCAAUGAUUCCAGAUGCAAGAUCAAGGCUCAACAGGCUAACAGCAGAUGAUGAUGACAGCUUCUCCAGCUACGUAAGUGCCAGCAGGAGAAAGAAGGCCAGCCCAGCACCGGAACCACCAAAGAAGACGGAACCUGAACCCGACCUUUUGUUUGGUUCGCAGGCACCAAAACCAUCACAGCGAACUCCGUCUCCGGCAACCCAGAGACUGGCAGCUCCAAGUCGGCCUCAGCCUGCGCCGGCGCCCGCACCUCCGCGCAAAGUUACACCUAGACCUACCAGACAGGUUCCUCCCAUUAGCCCCGAUGCGUUACGGGCGUCAACAUCGCAUAGACUACAGGGAACCACGCAUUUCAAGCGUGGCGAUUAUGCCGCGGCCCAUUCAUCUUACUCAUCGUCUCUAUCCUCUGUUCCUUCUACGCAUCCCCUGAUGAUCGUCUUGCUUACAAACCGUGCUUUGACGGCCCUGAAAACUGGAGAACCUAAACAAGCAGUGACCGAUGCAGACGAGGCACUGAAGAUUAUUGGGCCUGGGAAUGGCCAGGGAGAGACUGUGGCUGUGAGAAAUGAAUCUGGACAGGACGAGAGCCGUGAUAUGAAAGAGCUCUACGGCAAAGCACUGAGCAGGAAAGCAGAGGCCUUGGAGCAGAUGGAGAAGUGGGCAGAGGCCGGCGCUGUAUGGAAGCAAUGUGUCGAAGGCGGUGUUGGUGGACCUACCGCUGUCAAGGGCCGCCAGCGAUGCCAGGACGCCCUCACUCCUAAGCCCAAAGCUGCGCCGAGACCUGUGGUGAAGCCUCGGCCCCAGCCAGCUGCCAGCCGUGCACCGCAGAAGGACUCGGAAGCGGUUACCAGGCUACGUGAGGCUAACCAAGCCGCUGCCAAGGAGGACGAUGAGAAAUUUGCCCUUGCGGAUAAGGUCGAUGCUAAAGUGUCCGCCUGGAGAGAUGGCAAAAGAGAGAAUCUGCGGGCUCUGCUGGCCAGUAUGGACCAAGUGCUCUGGGAAAGCAGUGGAUGGAAGAAGGUUGGGCUGCACGAGCUGGUAAUGGCGAACAAGGUCAAGAUUACGUACAUGAAGGCCAUUGCAAAGACUCAUCCCGACAAGCUUCCACAAGAUGCGAGUACCGAGGUUAGACUUAUUGCUGGAUUGGUGUUUAGCACCCUGAACGAGAGCUGGGACAAGUUUAAAGCGGACAAUGGUCUAUGA